Messenger RNA from Umbelopsis ramanniana AG, 338 nucleotides. RefSeq lists its product as uncharacterized. Lineage: Eukaryota; Fungi; Mucoromycota; Umbelopsidomycetes; Umbelopsidales; Umbelopsidaceae. The coding region runs from base 33 to 230 and encodes 65 amino acids. The record is from RefSeq and is a predicted model, not a curated record. The transcript has a single exon.
CGUGUUGAUGCCAUUUCUGGAUAGCAGAUUGAAUGGCAUCGAUGGAAUCAGGAACAGCGUUGUCAGCACUGUCGAGUGCGGUACGCAGGUCUUCGAAGGAAGUUUGCAUAGGAACAGUAGAAUUUUGGGGAGAGUAUUUGAUUCUUGAACAAUGUGUUGCAACGAAGGUUGAACCGUCCGUUAUGAAUAGACUUUAUGGAGAUAUUAAAGUAGGUAGCUUCACCAUGUAAGGUCACGUGAGUGCCUUAUUAUUUAUGAGUUGAAAGAGAACUGUCUUUUAUUGAAUGGAAACAAACGGAAUCUAUGGUUGAUCAGUCAUGUGACUGUCGGACAUGACA